Molecule: messenger RNA, 1764 nt
Organism: Caenorhabditis sp. 36 PRJEB53466
Lineage: Eukaryota; Metazoa; Nematoda; Chromadorea; Rhabditida; Rhabditidae
Source: the annotation of a GenBank genome assembly
AUGAUGUCCGACUACAACGCGAAAGUGUUUCCGAAGAUGAUAGAGCCGCCGAACUGGAGCCCCGCCACGGCCAACCCCUUUUUUAAGGUCGAAGCUGAUCCGGGUCACUAUGGAGGAGGAUCCUACUCGUACCAGCUGCCGAACUUCAGUCAAUAUGUGAGUCUGAAGAUCCCAAGAGUUUUGCUGGUUAAACUUAUUUGUUUCAAAUUCAGAGCCCGAACCGUAACUACUACGGACACGCGAUAAAAGUGGAGCCGGAGACGUACGACACUUAUGGCGGGUACCCGUCUCAUCCUGCUCAGCACGCGUAUGUCGAUCAGGCGGCGCAAUGGCUGAAUGUUUGAGGAUACUUUAGAGAUUUAAAGCAAACAAAAAUGUUUUCAGACCUACUCCUCGUUGGCCGAAGUUCCGAGGAACUUGAAGUUGGUGAAGGUUGAGCCCGUGGACACGUACGCCCAAGUGCCGCACAAGCUGGAUCCAAUCAUGCCACACGAUGGGUGGAAUGGCUACGGCUACUUGCCUCCGGCCGCCAACCAGAAUAAGAAAGGCGUCCGGUAUCAGACUAAGGUGAGAAUAGAGGGAUCGUUUGAUAUAAGCUGAGAUUUUCAGACGAGGGCGAAGCAGAUAAAGACCGAGGACGGGGCUCCGCGUCCGAUGAAGGUCGAGGUUAGUUUUCUUCAAGAAUCAAUUAUAUCCACUAGUGCAACAAGAUAUCGAAGAAAUGUACUUUAAGAGCCCGGAUCGUAUCCUGAAAGAUGUUCAAAACUGUUCUAAUCACUCGUUCCCAAUAUCCACAAUUCCAGAAUGCCCCGUUGGAUCCGUACGUGCUUCAGAGCGAAUGGGAUCAGAAACACUGGACUCCGGUCACGACCCAGAGUCAGAGCGCCGUCCGUGCGAACACUCAGGUAGGGCACAACGAAUUGAAAGACAAUAUUAUAGAAGCUGAGAUUUUCAGAUCAAGAACUGGGCGAAGCAGCUCAAGACGGACGACGUGGCUCCGCUUCCAAUGAUGAACGCGGUAAGUCCCUGAAAGUUGUUCAAAAUCUUCUUGUGAAUAACUUAGCAGUUGAAAACCUUACUUCAAAUUUCUUACUAAUCGAUUUAUGAGCCAAUUUUUGAACUGUAUACAGUAGGGCAAAAAAAUAUUGAAAAAACGUGCAUGUUUCUAAAUUGCAUAAUUUCAGAUGUUCUCGUCGGGUCCGCUCGUGCUUCACGAUGACUCGGACGGCAAGUGGGCCCCGGCCGUCAGGAAGAUCGAGAACACCGUCCCCAGUCAAGCUCAGGUAGGGCACAACAAAAAGAAGGAUAAUAUAAUACAAGUAGAUGGAUUUAGAUCAAGAACUGGACGAAGCACAACAAGACCGAGCCGAUUCCUCCGAUCAUUCCCGUUAGUCCAUCCACUUUUCAUAGAAGUCUCUUCAAUUCUCCAUUUCCAGAAGAUCUCGUCGACGCCAUCCUCCUCCGGUCGUUCGUCGCCGAUUGCGGCUGUCCGCACUCGCGGCGGGAAGAACACGAAGGCGUACAGAAAGAAGAUCUCCGUGAGUGUCUCUGAUCGGCCUGCAGCUUACAGUAAUCCUAUUCCAGAAGGAAGAGAAGGCGCAUCUGGUCGUCUUCCUCACCGACGAGGUGCUCAGGAUGCCGUUGAAGGCGGCGCUCGCCCACGUCAAAGCUGCUCAGGCGAGCGUCGUCGGAGGCCAUCGCGCCGAGGACUACCAGAUUCAGAACGCGUACCACUCCGAGAAGAAGAAGCGUCGUGGAGGAUAA